UAGACGCUGGACAGCUCCUCGAGAGGGCGUGGUCGCGCCGAACUCCAUUUCCCAGCAGGCUCCGAAGUCUCAGCUCCGAGACAUCCGGGAUGCUACUUCCGGAGACUACCACGUGACUUUGCCGGCUGCACCAUGGCGGAAGCAGAGAAGGACGUGUCGGUGGAGGAAUCCACAGAUGAGUCAGAGGAAGAAGAAAGUGAAGAAGAGCCCAAACUGCGAUAUGAAAGGCUUUCCAAUGGGGUGACUGAAAUUCUACAGAAAGAUGCCGCCAGUUGCAUGACGGUACAUGAGAAGUUUCUGGCCCUGGGCACGCAUUACGGCAAGGUUUAUUUGCUCGACGUCCAAGGGAAUAUCACUCAGAAGUUUGACAUCAGCCCCGUGAAGAUCAAUCAGAUUAGCCUGGAUGAGAGCGGAGAGCACAUGGGCGUGUGCUCCGAGGACGGCAAGGUGCAGGUGUUUGGACUGUACUCUGGGGAGGAAUUUCAUGAGACCUUUGACUGUCCAAUCAAAAUCAUCGCUGUUCACCCCCAGUUUCUGAGGUCCCACUGCAAGCAGUUUGUAACUGGAGGAAAGAAGUUGGUGUUGUUUGAGAGAUCGUGGAUGAGCAGAUGGAAAUCUUCUGUUUUGCACGAAGGAGAAGGCAACAUAAGAAACGUAAAGUGGAGGGGAAAUCUAAUCGCCUGGGCCAAUAACAUGGGUGUAAAGAUCCUCGACGUCAUAUCAAAGCAGAGAAUCACCAAUGUGCCCCGAGAUGACAUCAGCCUCCGCCCAGAUAUGUACCCUUGCAGCCUCUGCUGGAAAGAUAACGUCACCCUCAUCAUUGGCUGGGGCUCCUCCGUCAAGAUCUGCUCGGUGAAGGAACGGCAUGCCAGUGAAAUCCGAGACCUGCCCAACCGCUACGUCGAAAUAGUUUCGCAGUUCGACAUGGAAUUCUACAUUAGUGGGCUCGCGCCUCUCUGCGACCAGCUCGUGGUGCUCUCCUAUGUCAAGGAGACCUCGGACAAAAUGGAGAGGGAAUACUGUGCCCGGCCGAGACUGGACAUCAUUCAGCCCCUUCCCGAGACCUGUGAAGAGAUCUCUUCGGAUGCCCUCACAGUGAGAGGUUUUCAGGAGAAUGAGUGUCGAGACUACCACCUGGAGCAUUCCGAAGGUGAGUCGCUCUUUUAUAUCGUCAGUCCCAGGGAUGUGGUUGUGGCCAAGGAACGGGACCAAGACGACCACAUCGACUGGCUCCUCGAGAAGAAGAAAUAUGAGGAAGCUCUGCUGGCUGCCGAAAUUAGCCAAAGGAAUAUUAAGAGGCACAAGAUUCUGGACAUAGGCCUGGCCUACAUAAGUCACCUGGUGGAGAAAGGAGAGCAUGACAUGGCAGCCCGCAAAUGUCAGAAAGUUCUUGGGAAAAACGCAGCUCUCUGGGAAUAUGAAGUUUACAAAUUUAAAGAAAUUGGACAGCUUAAGGCGAUCAGCCCGUAUUUGCCACGAGGGGAUCCCGUCCUGAAGCCGCUCAUCUAUGAAAUGAUCCUACACGAGUUUUUGGAGAGCGACUACGAGGGCUUUGCGACGCUGAUCCGAGAGUGGCCCGGGGACCUCUACAACAACUCGGUCAUCGUCCAGGCUGUCCGGGACCACCUCAAGAAGGACCCCCAGAACACGACGCUGCUCCGAACACUGGCCGAGCUGUACACCUACGACAAGAGCUACAGCCAGGCCCUGCAGAUCUACCUGACGCUCCGCCACAAGGACGUCUUCCAGCUGAUCCACAAGCACAAUCUCUUCAGCGCCAUCCAAGACAAGAUCGUGCUGCUCAUGGACUUCGAUUCCGAGAAAGCCGUGGACAUGCUUCUGGACAACGAGGACAAGAUUUCCAUAAAGAGAGUCGUGGAAGAACUGGAGAACCGGCCCGAGCUGCAGCACGUGUACUUGCACAAGCUUUUCAAGAGAGACCAUCACAAGGGCCAGCGCUUCCACGAGAAGCAGAUCAGCCUUUAUGCCGAGUACGAUCGCCCCAACCUGCUCCCGUUUCUCCGAGACAGCACCCACUGCCCCCUGGAGAAGGCUCUGGAGAUCUGCCAGCAGAGGAACUUCGUGGAGGAGACGGUCUACCUCCUGAGCAGGAUGGGCAACAGCCGCAGCGCCCUGAAGAUGAUCAUGGAGGAGCUGCACGACGUGGACAAGGCCAUCGAGUUCGCCAAAGAGCAGGACGACGGCGAGCUGUGGGAGGAUCUGAUCCUGUACUCCAUCGACAAGCCGCCCUUCAUCACGGGCCUGCUGAACAACAUCGGCACCCACGUGGACCCCAUCCUGCUCAUUCACCGCAUCAAGGAGGGCAUGGAGAUCCCGAACCUGCGGGACUCGCUCGUCAAGAUCCUGCAGGACUACAACCUCCAGAUUCUGCUUCGGGAAGGCUGCAAGAAGAUCCUGGUGGCCGACUCCUUGUCUCUCCUGAAGAAGAUGCACCACACGCAGAUGAAGGGGGUCCUCGUCGACGAAGAAAACAUCUGUGAGUCGUGCCUGUCCCCGGUGCUCCCUCCAGAUGCGGCCAAGCCCUUCAGCGUGGUCGUCUUCCACUGCCGUCACAUGUUCCACAAGGAGUGUCUGCCCGUGCCCAGCAUGAAUUCCAGCGGACAGUUCUGUAACAUCUGCAGCGCCAAGAACCGCGGCCCGGGCAGCGCCAUCUUGGAGAUGAAGAAGUAGCAGCUCCUCCUUGGGCCGGGAGAGUCCUUUCUGCCCCUCCCCCCAAACACAGAUUCACACCCGGCCUGUGUGCUGCCGCCUCUUCUUUCCCUCGCCCGUCUUCCUGGAAGUUGGGUCACGUGUGCCCCCAGCACGCCCCCCUUCAGCAUCCAGAGGGUGGGGCCGGACAAGGCCAGUCCUUUGGCCAGGCAGGGGAUGAGCCCCUCCCGGGGAGGCCAGGUGGGGAGCAGGGCCCUGCAGGCACCUUGGGGGGAGGGGGCCUUCUCCAGGACCCCGUGGGUGCUGAGCAGGGCUUGGGGGAGGGGCUCCUUGGUGAUCCCAGAAGGUCUCCUGGGGGGCUCAGUUCCGGCUCCCUGACAGUGCCCCGAAGCUCUCCAAAGCCCCCAGGGAAGCGCGGGCACCCUCUGACUAGCCGUAGGACCGCUACUUGUCUGCCUGCGUUUCUUCAUCUACAACAGCGGCACUACAGGCCUGUGGGUGGUGCCUGCUGUGUGCUGAGCCCGUUACAAAUAGCCGGGCCUCGCAGCCGCCCUGGGGAUGGGCGGCGUCAUCCCCCUUUUACAGCGGAGGAAACUGAGGCCCCGUGUUUAAAUGACAGCCCCUCCCCCCGAGCCCUGGGUGCUACGUCCCGGCCUUGGCCCUGGCAGGAGCCAAUCCAGCCUCCCGGGCAGCGGGCAGGCGCCCAGCUGGCCAGAUCCCUCCCUUCCCCAGAGGCGGCGGCGGGAACCCUCAGGGCGGGGAAGGCAGGCAGGGCCCCUCUCCAGGCCGCGCGGCAGCUCCCAACCCUCCCUGUGAGGGCGCCUCAUUGGCUUUCAUGGAAGAGGCUUCAGCGAGCAGGCGAGCACGCCGCCCGCCGGUGCCUCCCUGUGCGCGUCCCUGCAUCCCUGCACGCUCUCCCACUUCACGAGGGGCCCGGGCCACUCCGCUGUGAGACGGGCUGGCGGGGCACUCCAGGGUCCAGAGUGGGAUUUCCUUCCUGGGACCCGGGGAUGGCUCUGGCUCCGCCCUCAGGAGGCCCGUCCCUCUCCUGGCAUCUUGCCUGCUCCCGCCCCCGGCCGGCCAUCUCUGCCUUCUCUGGGCUCCCCCCGCCCGACCUGUCUCGCACACAGCCAACAAAACGGCUCCCUUUGGGUACAGCCACGACCACCUCACACCUGCCCAGUCAACGCCGGUCUAGAUUCGUUUGUACCAUAUUACAUCAUUUCUCCAUUUGUGUUGGGUUAUACUGAAUAGAAACCCAUUUUGAUGUUGUGUUGAAGAGAAGCUCGGCUUACCUGUC
This is a messenger RNA of Monodelphis domestica (gray short-tailed opossum), 3970 nucleotides long. RefSeq names its product VPS41 subunit of HOPS complex (gene VPS41). Gene Ontology annotation, molecular function: protein binding. Gene Ontology annotation, biological process: cellular response to starvation; protein targeting to vacuole; vesicle-mediated transport. The record is from RefSeq and is a predicted model, not a curated record. Lineage: Eukaryota; Metazoa; Chordata; Mammalia; Didelphimorphia; Didelphidae. Gene Ontology annotation, cellular component: HOPS complex; late endosome.